This is a messenger RNA of Closterium sp. NIES-65, 3747 nucleotides long. NCBI's taxonomy places the organism in Eukaryota, Viridiplantae, Streptophyta, Zygnematophyceae, Desmidiales, Closteriaceae. The record is from the annotation of a GenBank genome assembly.
AUGGCUCCGGGCUGCUCCAUCUGCUACGAGGAGUUUGUCGCGGAAGACUCCCUGCAAGUCGUCGUGGAAUGCGGCCACGUGUUCCACACCCAUUGGUGCUGCCCCCGUCCGCUCCUCGCGCACCUCUAUCUCCACAACCCUCCAUUCGAAACCUCCUGUUCUUCCUCGUCCCCACCUCCCCUCCCCGCUCUUCCCAACCUCCUAUUUCUCCCGCUUUAUCCGUCCAACAGCCUUCAGCAGUGGCUGGAGUGCAAACCCCGCAAGAGCUGCCCCUUCUGCCGUGGCGCGUGCUCGCGCCGUGUCCUCCACGUGUUCCUCUCCGACCUCUCUAGCGCGGACGACGCAGACGCCUGCCGCGCAGCCAAGCGGAGGAAGGUUGGGGAGGAGUCGGGAGCAGGGGGCGCGGGGGAGGGUGGACCAGCUGCUGCUGCUGCGCUGAAGGAACCCUCACUCCCCCUUUCCUCCCGAAGUUUCUUCCGCCCGUUUCUCCCUACAACUCUCCCCCCAUCCCGCCACUCCGUGCAGCAUGCAGAGACGCGGGUUGCGGCUCUGAAGGCGGCGUUGAGAGCAGAGCAGGUGGCAUUCACGCAACUCAAAGCCGAGGUGCGUGCUUGCAGGCACAAACAGUGGUGGUGGGUGGUUGGGGACUGGGCGUGGUGGCUGUUCUUAGGCCCGUCAAAGCAGUUUGCAGCACUGAAGGCGUCGUUGCGAGCAGAGCAGGUGGCAUUCACGCAGCUUAAAGCCGAGUCUGCACCCUCCCACACCUUGAUCGCUUCCCAUCCCUUCCCACCCCUUCUCAUUCCUUCCCUUUCCAACAAAUCAUCCCGUCCUUUCCCAUCCCUUCCCUUCCCAUCCCUUCCCGUCCCUUCCCAUCCCUUCCCGUCCCUUCUCAUCCCUUCCCACCUCUUCCCACCCCUUCCCACCCCUACCAUCCUUUCGUGUUUGCGACACCCCGGGGAGCAGGCGGAGCGCAGCAAGCAGCGAGUGGGGGAGGCGGAGAGGGAGAGGGACGAGGCACGCGCAGCAGCGGUGGUGCAGAGGGCGGCACAUGCGCGGGAGAAGGAGCACCUGCUCGUGGCCGCGCACGUGCUGCGCGGGGUAGGGCGGGAGGGGGGGGUGGGCGGGGUAGAGGGGGAGAGAGGGGGGAGAGGGGGGAGAUGGAGGGAGAGGGGGGAGAUUGGGGAGUGGGCGGAGAGGGGGCGGAGAAUACAGUGGAGAGGACAGAAGGGAGUGGGAGGGAGGUUGGGGGCUGGUGGUCGUAGGGGAAGCAGCAGCGGUGGUGCAGAGAGCGGCGCAUGCGCGGGAGAAGGAGCAACUGCUGGCAGGAAGCGGGAUACAGCCUUAAUCAUGCAGCAGAUAGAGCUAAGCAGGGAAGGGCUGCUCAAGAUGGCUCGCAUGGCAGCAGGCGCUGCAGCCACAGACGCAGCUGCCGCCGCUGCCGCUGGCGCGGGCGUAGGUGGCAGCGGUGGUAGGGGCAAGCUAGGGAAGGGCAAGCACACGUGGAUGAUGGACGAAAGGGGGGAUGGUGACGGCUCUAAUGGCGACGACGGCGGUGGCAGCAGUAGCAGUGACGCUGGUGUGAUCUGCGUGCUGCAGCACACGCUGAUGGAGAGAAACAAGCAAUACAAGGACCUUCUCACCAAGUUCUCGCGCCUCACCUCACAGCACUCCCUGCUGGCCUCUACCAAUGCCCGCCUCUCUUCCGUUGCGGCUAGACUGCAGAUGACCCAGCUCAAGGCCAACGCUAACUCCUCUGCCACCACCCCGCCUCGCUCCUCUCGCUCUCCUGCCCCUGCCGCUACCCCUGCCUCUGGUUCUGGUGGUGGUGGUGGUGCUGCUGCUGCUGCAUCGGCUCGCGUCCCUCCCCGCACCCCUGCGCCUUGGAGGAAGGUGGCAGCAAAGGGAGCAGUGCAGCAGCAUGUGCAAGAGGCACAGCACGAGUCACAGGUACCACCGGUGCAGCCUGUUUCGCAGGCGGCGGCACACAUGCAUGUGAGCAAUCCGGACACUCGGCAAGGAGGGACAAGUGUUGAGGGGAGGGUGCGGGGUGGUGAGGCGGAGGAGGAAGCUGAGGAUGCGGUUGCUGGCGCAUGUGGAGGUCUUGCCAGAGGGCGAGGGGGGCCAGGAGGAGUGAAUGGAGGGCAGCGUGCAGAGAAAGAUGUGAUAUGCUUAGAUGAUGACGAUGAGGCGGAGGAGAAGAAGGCAUAUGGAGAGGCAUGUGAGGUGGCAAGUGAAGUGGCAUGUGAGGAGGAGGCAUGUGAGGAGGAGGCAAGUGAGGAGGAAGAGGAGGGGGAGGGCGAGGAGGAUGAUUUCCUAGACGGGCUGCUUCAUGCUGCUGAUGACCUCGCCCCCCCUGCACGCACUGUGCCUGCUGCUAUGCCCAUGGGGCGGGCAACCGCAGUAACAGCAAAGGCGCCAGCUGCAGCAGACAGAGCAGUAGGAGGCGGAGGGGCGGAAGCAGCAGACGCAGGAGCAGCAGGGGCAGCAGCAAUGAGAGUGCCAGUACCGCCUUUUCCUGUAGGCGAGGCGGAGGAAGAAGGAUGGAGAGGAGGUGUGGCGCGUGCGACGGAAGUGAGAGGAGGAGAGCGGGCAGGUGGGAGCGAGGGGCAUGUGGAACAAGCCUGUGGUGCUGGUGCAGCGGGCAGGGGAGAACGGGGGGAGGACGGCGAGGGGGGCAGGCAAAGGGAGGUGGAGAGUGAGUGGGGAGGGGAGUGGAUGCAAGGGGAGGAGUAUGGCGAUGAACAGGAGAAGAUGGAGCCACUGUUGUCACAUUCAGCCCUCCCAGCCCCACAGUUCUCUCGCCUCGCACACUCCUCUCUCCCCUCUCUCAACCGCCACAAGCCACAACCCGCCUUCCUCUCCUCAGCUCGCUCUUUUGCCCACUCAAACCGCUCUCAAUACCAGCAGCAGCAGGGAGGGCAUUCAGGGGGGCAGGUGCAUGUGCACGUGUCGGGUCGCAAGGCUGCUUUUGUGCUGGCUCCGAAGCACCUUCCUGGCAUGCACGACCCAUGCGUGUAUGCCGCUCCUGUGCGCAAUGCUGCUGGUAAUUGCAGCAACAGCAGCAGCGGCACCACAGCAACUGCUGCCGCCACUGCCCGAGCUGCUACUGCCAAUGGUACCACCACUGCCACUGCUGCUGCUGCUGCUGAUGAUGUUGGUGGUGCUGGUGUUGCUGCUGCCGCUGCUGCUGGUACUGGUGCUGCUGUUAGUGACAGUGGUGGUGGUAGUGGUGAUGGUGCGAGGGGAGCAGCAGGGAUAAGGGGACCAGCUGCAGCAAGGCACAGCAACGAGACCACCAGUGAUGCACAGCCGAGUGCAGGGACAGGCAUAAGCCUUGAGGCAGGGACAGGCGCACGGAUGGAGACAGGAGUGGGAGCAGGAACAGGAGCAGGAGCAAGAAUAGGAGCAGGAGCAGCAGGAGCAGGAGCAGGAGCAGGAGCAGGAGCAGGAGCAGGGAUUCAAGCCGGUUCCACUGGCAGCAUACACAGCCAGCACGUGAUCUCUGCUCGCACCUCGUUGCCGUCGUGUGCUUCUCCUCCUCUUCCAUCUCUCUCCACUGCUCCUCUCGUGGCCAUGGGUCCUGAUGGCAGGGGUGGGGUGCAACGGAUACUCAAGCUUAGCAGCACCGAGCUUUCACGGUCCGCACUUCCCGCCAAGCGCAAGCUGGUAAAGGGCAAGCCACAAGCAGGAGCAGCAAGAGCGAAGGACAUGCACCGCAUAGAUGGGUACUUCAGCCGGCAACGAUGA